AUGAGCUUUUGUCAAAGCCCACUUCUUUGUGUGCAAGUCAAGAAAGAUCACUCUCUUGAGUGUAAAUGCAAUAUUCUGCUGAUUAUGGAAGUGCGAACGCAUUUUCGCGUGUAUCCAGGUCUCAGCCGGCCCUUGGGACCAAAGUCUCAUGAAGUGACUGGAACCAGCCAUAGGGAAGGAGGACUUUAUAUAUUGGAUCAGCUCAAAACUCCUAAGAUUUCGGCUGCUGUUCCUAGUGUGGAUGUUUCUGGCUGUAAACUUGCAAAGUUCUCUGCUUUGCCUUUUCCUAAAAUUAAUUCUUUUUCUGUUGCACCUUUUGAUCUCAUUCAUCUUAUGUUUGGGGACCCUCUCAUGUUCCUACAAAGGGGGCUCUCAUGUGAUUUGGGGGGCGAAUAUACUUCUCAUGCUUUUAAGGAACUUCUUGUUUUAGGUGGCAAGAUUUACCAAACUUCUUGCACUGAUACUCCUGAACAAAAUAGGGUUGUUGAAAGAAAACAUAUGCAUAUUCUUGAGACUGCUGGGUCAUUUUUAUUGUCUCCUAGUGGUCCUAGUGAAUUUUGGGGGGAGGCAGCUCUUACUUUUCGGAGUAAGUUAACUUCAUUGUCUGCUAUAUGUGUUUUUCUUGGUUAUGGUGUAGGACAAAAGGGGUAUCGUUGUUUUGAUCCAAUAUCUCGUGCUGGCCAUCCUGACUCUCCUACUGGCCCCUCAACUACAGUCACUACCCAAUCAUCUUCUGAGACAGCGAAUACUACUGAACACCGUUAUCCGCCUUCUUCUUUCAACGAGGCAGUUCUUGAUCCUCUUUGGCAGCGUGAUAUGGCUAAGGAGCUAAUUGCUCUUCACCAAACCCAUACUUGGGAUUUAGUGUCUCUUCCUGCAGGAAAACGUGCUAUUGGUUCUCGUUGGGUCUAUAAAAUUAAAACUAAAGCUGAUGGAUCUAUUAAAAGAUAUAAAGCUCGCUUGGUUGCUAAGGGUUAUUCUCAGUAA
This is a messenger RNA of Mercurialis annua (annual mercury), 987 nucleotides long. RefSeq lists its product as uncharacterized. Gene Ontology annotation, molecular function: nucleic acid binding. The transcript has 7 exons. The record is from RefSeq and is a predicted model, not a curated record. Bases 1 to 987 code for a protein of 328 amino acids. Lineage: Eukaryota; Viridiplantae; Streptophyta; Magnoliopsida; Malpighiales; Euphorbiaceae.